AUGACCAACGCCCUCAGCGAGUACUAUGAAAAUAUUGUUGACCAAGUGAUGGCCACCUUGACGGAAGAAAUCACGCUAUCUGCACCACGGUCGUAUAUAACGUCACUUCGUUCAUUUGUGCACGAUCUUCGAGACCAUCUCAAUCUCAUGCGAGCUAACUUACUUGCCUCCAUUCGGCCACUGGUUGAAUCGAACUUACCAAGCGUGUUACCGUAUACACAGCAACAGCAGCAACAGCAGCAGCAAGAUAUCGCCGUUAUAGGUGCACGGUUGACAGAGGACAUCCUUUCGUUGAAUCGGCACAUUGUGCUACAACUGGGUCUUAUACUGAACGUCGAAGAAGCAGCAGAUAUCAUCAUUAGCCAGUCGAUGCCUACACGAGUCCUGCUGUUAGAAGACGCUACACACCUUCAGGCGCUUGCUUGGUUGGAGACAUUACGGCGCGAGUCGGAGGAAGAACAGCAGCGUCCUGAAUCCAGGGCACUCACACACUGGUUACGCUCCUGGCUAUCCGAAGUUGAAGAGAUCCUGCGUGUCCAGUUCGACGAGCGUGUUCAAGAUGCGACCCAGUCGAUUCUCGAGGAUUUUCUCAUUGAUGAUUCGUACUAA
This is a messenger RNA of Zychaea mexicana, 609 nucleotides long. RefSeq lists its product as uncharacterized. NCBI's taxonomy places the organism in Eukaryota, Fungi, Mucoromycota, Mucoromycetes, Mucorales, Lichtheimiaceae. The record is from RefSeq and is a predicted model, not a curated record. The transcript has 3 exons. The coding region runs from base 1 to 609 and encodes 202 amino acids.